AUGUCUGACUGCAGCAAUGAUACUACAACACUUGAUGCAUCUAAACCAGCCACAGAAGAAGUCAAGUCGGCUUCUGAGGCAUCUAACAUGGCCCAAGACUCUCCCAAAAAUUCAGCAGCUGAAAUCCCAGUGACCAGUAACGGAGAACUUGAUGACUCCCAUGAACAUGGAUUUAAUAGAGAUUUGAAGCGUUCAUUACCAGCUGGACUUGGUCUCUCAGAAACCCAAAUUACAACUCAUGGCUUUGACAGUACCAAAGAGGGGGUUGUUGACGCAGGAGCAUUGCAAGGUUCCCCAGCUCCACCAGUUCUGUCUCCUAGCAGGGUUGCAGCUAGUCGACUGGCUCCACCAGAAACUGAUUUAAUUGUUCCUGCAGGUGGCCAGAAAACACAGACAAAAAGUGGACCAGUUAUUCUAGCAGACGAAAUUAAAAAUCCUGCAAUGGAAAAAUUAGAACUUGUUAGAAAAUGGAGUCUAAACACUUACAAGUGCACUCGACAAAUCAUCUCAGAGAAGCUAGGCCGUGGCUCCAGGACAGUGGACUUAGAACUGGAAGCUCAGAUUGACAUAUUGAGAGAUAACAAGAAAAAAUAUGAGAAUAUCCUGAGGCUGGCACAGACCCUGUCAACCCAGCUCUUCCAGAUGGUGCACACACAGCGGCAGCUUGGAGACGCCUUUGCAGACUUGAGUUUGAAGUCCCAGGAGCUCCAUGAAGAAUUUGGCUAUAACGCAGACACCCAGAAGCUGCUGGCUAAAAAUGGAGAGACUCUUCUUGGAGCCAUUAACUUCUUCAUUGCUAGUGUGAAUACUCUGGUGAAUAAAACUAUCGAAGAUACAUUAAUGACUGUGAAACAGUAUGAAAGUGCCAGGAUCGAGUAUGAUGCCUACCGCACUGAUCUGGAAGAGCUGAAUCUUGGGCCACGAGAUGCGAACACACUGCCGAAAAUCGAACAGUCACAGAUUCUCUUCCAGACGCACAAGGAGAAAUAUGACAAAAUGCGCAAUGACGUCUCUAUCAAGUUGAAAUUUUUAGAAGAAAAUAAGGUGAAAGUGUUGCACAACCAACUCGUCCUUUUCCACAACGCCAUUGCCGCCUACUUCGCUGGUAACCAGAAGCAGCUGGAGCAGACACUCAAACAGUUCCACAUCAAGUUGAAAAGCCCCGGCGUCGAGACCCCCUCAUGGCUCGAGGAACAGUAGUGCCGCACCAGGAGGAGCAGGCUGUCCCCAUGUUCUGUUCCCCAACAAGCCUAAUGAGAGUGAAGCAGAUUUGGGGGGGUCAGGGUGAGAACCACCAUAAUGAUUCUUGCACAAAGAGCUUUAAUUUUUUCCCCUUUUUCAUACUUUACCAAUUGAACUGUUUCCAUUUGUGGGGACAGUGGGAGGCUUUAAUUGUGAACAUAAUUUCUAUGAUCCAAACACAGUGAUUUUUUUCCCUGUGAAGGAAUCCUUUUGUACCAUGAGGGUUGGUAGCUCUUGCUGUCGUCUGAAACCAUUGAAUAUGUCCGUUUGUACUGACAAGAUAAACAUUCAAGAUUUGGGGUCCUGGAAGUAAGGGCCAGUUGUACCUUUUCCAAGGGGGGAGGUUUAUAUGAUUUGUAUCAACAUCAGAUCUUUUAUAUAGGAAUAUAUUAAACAUCUUUGAAAGAAUCAUUUUCAUGUAUCAUCUUAAACAAAGAAGCUAUUUUGCCACUGAGAAUUGUAUGAUGUUCCUGUUAAGCAGUCGGCCAAACGAAUUAACCGAUUUAAUCCUGCUCCGAUGUCAUUUUGUUUAUCCAUUUAUUUUUCCAUAUGAUAUGUGCAGAUCACACUGUCACUUUUGUGAGACCUUUGCGCCCAAGAGUUUGUAUCACUCACUGCCAACAGUCCGCAGUUUCUUUUGAUUCCUAAUGAACUUACUUCCAAGCUUUAUUUUUUCCUUUUUGGGGUUUGGUUUGGUUUUCAGACAGAUGGACUGGGGAAUAGAAAUCCCCUGUGGUUUUUGAUGUAGAAAGGUUUAUUUAGAACACUAGUUUGGGGCUAGAUUCCAUUUGAAUAGAAGUGAAUUCUUAGAUGGCCUUCAUGAACUUCCAUAAAUAACAAUGCCGAUUAAGCCUUAAAUCACAGAUAAUGUGCCUUCUCAGAUACAGUAAUUCUCACUCAACCAGUGUACAUAAUCCAUAAAGAUGCUCUUUGCAGAUAAUAUGGGACGUGUCUGUUCCUUUCUUGGUAAGGAGCACUGUGUAUAAAUGUUGGGCUUCUUUGUGUUCCUUAAACCAUAUUUAAGGUUUGUGGUAAAAUCAACUUUUGCCCUUUGCUAUUGGGUUUUUCUUCAUUCCUUGUGUGGAAUGGAAAAACGGAGGAAUUGCUUCACUUGGGAGUGAAAAGGUUCUGGGGGAACAUGGUGGAGCCAUGGAGGGGACAGGCCAAGCUGGACAGUUUUUAGUCACUCUGCUCUGUGGCUUUUAUGCCUCGUGGUCUGGUCCGUCUAUCUGUGGUUCCCAGUCACGAGCUCCCCUUUCACUGUAGGUUCUCUUGAUUGUUGUCACAGACAUAAGUUAACAUUUUGAGAGCUAUUGCUGUUUUGUUUCUUUUGUGUUGAAAUGAUGUGCUUAAAAUGAUUGUUUUUACAUGAAUUUUGUGGACAGUAAGAUUUGUUGUAUAUGUUCAAAUGCCUCUUAACUGGCUUUUUAAUCCAUCUGCCUAUUUCUAGUGCUUAAUACAAUGUAAUGUGAUUGUAAAUCAGAAACCUAUUUUAAAUCAUUCCCUCCUGUAUAUUUGUACUCCGAGAGAGCCUUACUUUAUUCUUCCAGCAGAAUUACUACUCGUGAUAGUCCAGUUACAGCCCAGACAGUGCCUGGUGUGAAUUUGUAUUCUUAUUAAAA
Suncus etruscus (white-toothed pygmy shrew) is the source of this 2864-nucleotide messenger RNA. It is a transcript of the gene ARFIP1, whose product is annotated as ADP ribosylation factor interacting protein 1. Gene Ontology annotation, cellular component: trans-Golgi network membrane. Lineage: Eukaryota; Metazoa; Chordata; Mammalia; Eulipotyphla; Soricidae. The record is from RefSeq and is a predicted model, not a curated record. Gene Ontology annotation, biological process: intracellular protein transport; regulation of Arp2/3 complex-mediated actin nucleation. The transcript has 9 exons. The coding region runs from base 1 to 1200 and encodes 399 amino acids. Gene Ontology annotation, molecular function: protein domain specific binding; phospholipid binding.